AUGUUUGGCUCAUUGGGGAGAGCCUUUGACAGCGUGAUGAAGGAUAUGCGUGGUGGCUAUAGCAAAGCCAAAGAGGAGCAGUCGAAGUUGGCGAAAGACUUGCAGUAUGGUGUUGACGCACUUCGAGCUGGGGUGGAAGAGUUCAAGGAUGACGUGGCCAGCAAGGCCCGCGAAGGCGUCAUGACCUUGGCUGAGUCCCCAGCCAGGGUGCAGAAACUUCUCACCAAUCAGAUGGAUGAAGCCCUUGCCAGGCAUGACAACCAUAUGGUGAAUCAACUCCUGGACAAUGCCAUUGCAAACCACCUGGUUGGAGCACAGGCGCCAUCCAUCAUUCGAAGCGCCGCGCAGCAACAGGCGCGCCGGCAGCUUCGGGAAGCCAUCGACUGCGCCGACCCCAAACGGAUCAAAGGCGCGCUGGUGGCGGCGAAACGUCUCAAUGCCACAGAACUGCCAGAGUUUGAAGAAGCUGUCAGCAAGUACAAGGAUCUCAGAAAAUUGCCAGUGGGAUGGGAUGUCAGUUUGAUGGUGCUGCGACGGGAGGGUGGCCGCAUGGUGGCGAAGUUGGAGCUGGAAGAUCCCAACGUCCGCGGCCGAUUCCAACGCUUGUUGGACCUGACCCAUCGGAAGGUUUACACCCGAGAUCGGAAUGGCGAAGCUGUGCCAGAGAGGCUGCAGCUACUGACCGUUUCGGCGGUGACCAACGACGAGUCCUGGGCACAGUACGUGGCACGCCGAGAGGCCGUUCGCAGAGAGAUUGACGCUGAUAUCACAGACUUUCACCGCUACGAUGUGGACACCCUUGCCAGAGGUGACCCACUUGAGGAUGGUGGAGAAAGUGCCGAGAGCAUCGCGCUGGCCCUGGCGGAAGACUUUGCCUCUCCUUUGAUGGCCGAAGUCAAUGAAGUCUUCCUGUUCCAUGGAACCAGUGCAGCAGCGGCAGAAAAGAUCAAGACGCAUGAUUUUCGGGUAAAUCUGGCUGGUUCCAAUGCUGGCACCUUGUACGGACGGGGCAUUUACUUCUCCGAGAACAGCACGAAGAGUGACGAGUACGCAUCACCGCUGUCAAACGGUGUUCGGCACUUGCUGCUGUGUCGGGUGACUUUGGGCCGUGUGUUCUACAGUGACGUGAAGGACACAGAUCCACGUGCUUGUGAAGACGCCUGCCUCAAGGGCAAAUUCCACUCCAUCCUGGGAGAUCGGAAGAAAUGCCGAGGCACCUUUCGCGAGUUCGUGGUCUUUGACGAGGAGCAGGUCUAUACCAACUACAUCUUGACAUACCGCCGUGAGUGA
Molecule: messenger RNA, 1290 nt
Organism: Cladocopium goreaui
Lineage: Eukaryota; Dinophyceae; Suessiales; Symbiodiniaceae
Source: the annotation of a GenBank genome assembly